Messenger RNA from Acipenser ruthenus (sterlet), 5774 nucleotides. RefSeq names its product E3 ubiquitin-protein ligase Siah2. Gene Ontology annotation, cellular component: cytoplasm. Gene Ontology annotation, biological process: proteasome-mediated ubiquitin-dependent protein catabolic process; multicellular organism development. Gene Ontology annotation, molecular function: zinc ion binding; ubiquitin conjugating enzyme binding; ubiquitin protein ligase activity. Bases 200 to 1189 code for a protein of 329 amino acids. The transcript has 2 exons. The record is from RefSeq and is a predicted model, not a curated record. Lineage: Eukaryota; Metazoa; Chordata; Actinopteri; Acipenseriformes; Acipenseridae.
CCAAUCUCAACAGGCGCGUCCAAUCGGCUUACUAUUCUUUAAGUAGGUUUAGCCAAUGAAGCAGCAGCGGCCAUGUUGUGUCCCAGGAGACUCGGAGAUUGUUGGGGGAUCAGGGAAGCUGUCCCUAUCCGGAGUUUGAGGUGGGGGAUCCGGGCUGCGAGACUCUGCUGGAGCACCAAGUAGAACACAAUUGAUCGCCAUGAGCCGGCCGUCCUCUGCGGGCGGCGGAGGCGGAGGACUCGGGGCCGGGAAAGCAGGGAGUGGAAAGCACGGUGUGUCUGCUGGGGCAGCCGCCGCCGCUGCAGCCGCAGUUGCUGCCGCCGCCGCUGCUGCAGCAGCAGCUGCUGGAGUGGCCGGAUCAGCGGCCGGAGCAGGCUCAGUUACUCCGGCUGCCGCUGCUUCUUUGCCCACCGCAGUCCUCCCGUGCCAGGCCGCGGAACUUACUGCUCUUUUUGAGUGCCCGGUGUGUUUUGAUUACGUGCUGCCACCGAUCCUGCAAUGCCAGGCCGGGCACCUAGUGUGCAAUCAGUGCCGACAAAAGCUGAGCUGUUGCCCCACCUGUCGCGGGCCUCUAACCCCCAGCAUCAGGAACUUGGCCAUGGAGAAAGUGGCUUCCACUCUCCCGUUCCCCUGCAAGUAUGCCUCGGCCGGCUGCCUGCUCUCCUUGCACCACAGCGAGAAGCCGGAGCAUGAAGAGGUGUGUGAGUUCCGGCCGUACACCUGCCCCUGCCCGGGGGCCUCCUGCAAGUGGCAGGGCUCGCUGGAGGCGGUCAUGCCCCACCUGAUGCACGCCCACAAGAGCAUCACCACGCUGCAGGGCGAGGAUAUCGUCUUCCUGGCCACGGACAUCAACCUGCCGGGGGCCGUCGACUGGGUCAUGAUGCAGUCCUGCUUCGGCCACCACUUCAUGCUGGUGCUGGAGAAGCAGGAGAAGUACGAGGGCCACCAGCAGUUCUUCGCCAUCGUGCUGCUCAUUGGGACCCGCAAGCAGGCCGAAAACUUUGCCUACCGCCUGGAACUCAACGGGAACCGCCGCCGGCUGACGUGGGAGGCCACGCCUCGGUCCAUCCACGACGGCGUGGCCUCUGCUAUCAUGAACAGCGACUGCUUGGUCUUUGACACCUCCAUUGCCCACCUCUUUGCAGACAAUGGCAACCUGGGUAUUAAUGUCACUAUAUCCAUGUGCUGAGCAGCAGUUGUGUUGGCAAUGAGUGUGGAAGUUGAGAGAGAAAGAGGAACCUGCCUCAGGAGGAGGCAAAGGAGGGUCUUUGGAUUUUUCUCACCAUGGAAACCCCGUAGGGGGAGGUAUCUUGCUAAACUCUGCAGAGUUGUGCAAGGGUGACUGGCUGCUGCAAACUGCUCUGAUGUCAAGUAACCUGUGUGAGGACAGGCAUGAUUUUGUGUUUGUGAGCCUGCAUCUGGCGUUGCUAUAAUGCUGCAUACUUGCAUUUUUUUUUUUUUUUCUACAAAUUUGCAGCAGUCAGCUGACCUGUACGGGUAUGUAUGCUGGUUCAUGCAGUCGUCUUGUACACUGAUGUUUGGGUGUGCAUGCUUGCAAGGGUGUGGACGUGUACGGCACCUGUUUCUGUGCGUGCAUGUAAGUAUGCAUCAGUGUGGCUGCGUGUGCAUGCAAGUGUGUGGAAGCCAAGCUGUGUACUGUGCAUAGGUAGUAAAAUUGCACAAUGUGCACACAAGACUGCAAGUUAAUGUGGAGAGCAGGAGAGAGACUGAUCAUUGUGAUUUUAAUGGUGAUCCCAAAUGGUCCCGCUAGGUAGGGUCAAAACUGAUUCUGCAUUAUGUGAUGCAGAGCAGGCAAGCUGCAGCAGAGGGCACUUCGAGGCACUUUGGAAAUAUCAGGCUACAGUCACUUUGGUAGUGUAGUAAUAGCAGUGAGGAAUAGGUUCGUUCUGAAUUGAGAAAAUGUUUUCUUCAAAAGGUAGGACCUAUGGGCAGAGAGUUUAGGUGCAGAAAAUGUCAUUCAGUCAUUCUAAACACAGCAUUCCUCAGCAAUCGGUACAAUACUUUGUGGAGCUCCAAAAUAUUCCACUGGGACAUUGAUGCUGUCCCCAUAAUACCUUAGAUGAACGCUUAGUGUGUGUGUGUAUGUGUGUGUGUGUGUGUGUGUGUGUGUUACUAUGACAUCAAAUGCCUACAAGUACCUCCACUGUUUGUUUUCAAACACACUUUCCCUUGCCAAAGGUAUGUUCAACAUACUGAAAUGUUGGAAAGUGUAUAUAUAACAUACAUACUUACAUACACACACACUAUGUUGCAAUGGAAACAGAAAGCUAUAUUUAAAAAAAAAAAUACAUUCUUGUAAUCUUUAUGUACCUAUGGAGGUAUAUGGAAAGUAUAUUCUGAUAAUAUGCAUGAUCCUACGUCAUGGUGCUUCCAGGGUCAGCAGGUUCAUUUAAAAAUGCCACUAUCACUCUUGCAAAAAAAAAAAAAAAAACGACUUGGCCAUUCCACCAAACAAUGAUGAAAAACUCGGAAGCAGUGAGGUUCAGUUCAAUAUCAGAAGAAUUUAAGGAGAUGUUUUAAAAGAGGAGCAAAAUAAAAGAACACAAAACAUCCAUUGUACAUGUUUAUCUGAGAGUUAAUAUAAUCCCCCCCUUCUGUUUUACCAUCACUAAUGUAUGAUAAUUUCACUCAGUAUAGGUUGUGUCAGCAAUAUCGCAUAGUAUAGCCAUGUGGUCAAAGCAUGGCGAGUCUGCCCAGCAUCCCCUCCCUCAGUGUCCUGCGUGCAUACACUGGGGGCGGAUGGAGAAAUAUACAUUGUUUAAACAGUUUAUGAAUGAAAACAAUGUGCUUUAAGAAACAUAGGAUAUAUAAAAUAACAUAUUUAAACUGUGGGCAAAGUGAAUAAACUAAACUGAAACAUGAGUCGGACUAUAGAUUAUUAUCACACAAUAAUAAAAUGUUUUUUUGGUUUUGGACUGUUAAUGCACUUAUAAGUGCAUUAUAUAUUCUGACCCAUACAUUAUUUUAGUUCUAUAUUGCAGUACUACUGCCAAGCAUGAUGAGCAUUCUUGCACUAAGGUUACCUUCUCCCCUUGUACACAUGAUAAUAUUCAGGUAUUCAGUAAUGAAUCCGUCAUCCUCAGAAUUGCAGGCAAUCCAAGCUUUUUCUGUAUACAGCCACAUCUCUUCAGAGUGUUAUGGCUGAAGUGAUAUUACUUCUCAUGUAUUUAGCCUGACCCUGAUGGUUUAAAUGAACAGAUUGUAUAGAUAGCAGGGCCCUAUUUACUUGAUAGCUGACUGCAAUCCGUGAUGCACUGCAUGUUUGCAAGGCAAGCCAGUGCUAUUAAACAGAAGGCUUGUCUACCAGAACUAGCUGUAGAAGGCGUACGCUUGAAGUCCAGGAAGUUGUGGAUUCUAUUUAUUCAAACGGGAAUUUGCAUCGGUCUGGCUUUGAAAAUCGUAUAUAUUUGCAUUCUUUCAUGUUUGUAAAUCUUGGUGUUGUUUCCGUGCAUUUUUUGUUCGAUGGUUAAGUAGAAAGACAAGUCUGUAUAGUUUGUUGCACUUCUGUUAACAAUGGGGUAGAGUUAUUACCAUGGAUUUUCUGUGAAGGCUUCAGGGAUUCACUAGACCCAGGGUGCAAUACAGCAAGUUUCUUGUGUCGCUCUUGAAUGACCCGCCAACAGCAUUGCAACCUUUUACUACAAAACUGAAAGCCAGGUACCAGUGCCCUGCUAUUACCACACACCGCAAUUUCAGUAGUAGCCAUCCUGGUGUGCUUUGUUUUCAUUUCAGAAAGCCAUAUAUCAAUACAUUUUGGUUUGAACAGAUUGCAGUUAUAAAUUAUUGUAUGUUUUGUGGAAGCCACAGUUGCUUAGAAUUGUUCUUUAUUUGUAUCAAAUUAGUAUUUUCAGUGUAUUGCAAAAAGUAUUAUUCGUGGUUUGUAACAUUACAUGGGCUAGAUCUGUUUUUCCUUUCGUGACAUUAUUAUUAUUAUUUUAUCGUUAUUAAAAAUAUAUAUUUAACAUUUUGCUAAGGUGGGAUUUCAAAUGGCAUUACUCCUAGUAAAAUAAACUUUUUCAUAUUAAAAUUGAUGGUUGUCUAAAUGGUGAAAACAAAAAAUGAUAUUAGAAGAACAGUUUAUCUGUGAAACAAUAAGCAAUUUAUUGUUUUCAAAUCAGUCAGAACUCGGUUGGAAAACCUAUAGAAGCUUGACACUCUUGGACAGUCUAAAUUAGUGGUUGAUCGUGUCCAUGCACUACAUUGUAUUGACACAAAGGUAUUAGUCAUAAUCAUUAACUAUUCAUUAAAAUUUGAAUGGUCCUGCAUAGGACUCUGUGGCAUCAGGAAUAAUCGCAUGAAAUUGUAUUCGGAUGGGAAAUUGGAUUUCUUGUAGCAUUUAACCUUCUGUAGCGCUUUUUAAUAUUUUUACAUUUUAGGUUUGUGGGCGAGGUUCUAGAUUCAGUGCUAUAAUGUAUCAUUCCAAAUACAUAACUGAGUAAUUGUUUAAUUAAACAUUAUAAUGGUAAUAAAAACAGACUUUGGCACAUACCACUUUUCAGUUUGGUGUAUUAGAUGCUUCCAUCAUUCCUCCCUAUUCUGUAGUUUUGAGUUUCAGCAGUCCACUAUGGAAUACAGAACUGCAGCCUGUCGCAUGCCGUCAAGAGACAGAAACUGUACCAGAUCAUAGUCUGGGACGUGGGAUUGUAAAGGCGAGACACACAUGCAUGGCAGAAGUAUGCGUCUUAGUGUAUGUAUAGAUGGCAACACGUCUCGUCAACAAUAUAUUUUGACAUCAGAAUAAAAGCUUUUUAAAGUGAUACACAACAAUUAUUUUUACUUCCAGCUUUGCUCUCAAUUUUAGCUAUUCUUAUAUUUUCUUGCCUUUCUGCAUCCUUGUGCCCUAUGUUAAAGGCAUACAGAACUGUUUGGUAUAUCGCCUAUUAGUAAUAUACCUGAAGCUGUGCAUUAAAAUGUAAACCAGUUUGAACCUCUGCGUGUUAUGCUUCAGGACUGCCCAAUGCCUGGUGAUCUGUACAGUUGACAAGUACAUUCUGCAUUGACUUCUAGGGGAGUGUGUCUCAGCCAUCAUAUCUGUAACAUGUACUUUGGAGAACAAUGGAUAAAUACACUACACCUCAAUGCUGUCCCAUCAGUAUAUGGGAGUGUUAAAGACAAGGUUCUAUAAGAUGGGAAUGUUGCCUACAUUGACAGCCAUACAUUUACUAUGGAAGUUGCUUUCAUUUAACUUUUUUUCUAUGUGUAUUUAAUCCUAUAUCGGCUCACGUCUGAGUGCUAUCUUUUAAUAUCAUUUCUUAAUAUUUAUCAGAUCUCAUAAUGCUAUCCAACAUGCUGCAGACUGAAUUUAUUUUAAAAUGGAUGCAAAUUAGGAAAAAUGACCAAUAUUGGGCAAUAUUUACUAUGUUCAGCCGUUUCUUGCCCUGGUGUCAAUGAAGCUUUGCAUUUUGCUGGGAGAUUUUAAAUAUAGGUGCCCACAAAUGACCCUUGUGUAAGAAACAAUAUGUAGUUGUCUACAUUGAUAUCUUAGAACGUGGGCUUAGGGUAAAAUUCACGUAAUUUUGUGUGCAUUGGCAAUGAAAAAAAUACUGUGGCCGUCCUGUUGAGCAGGUUAUUGUUUGUAAAGUAAAAAGAUUCUCUUUCUUGUUUUGAUUUGAUGUACUCUUGUUUAUACAAAUCCUAAUUAUGUAGAUGCUUUUUUGAGCAUCCAUGACAUUACUUUUCUGUUAAAUUGUGUAAUAUUACAAUACGUUUGCUUAUUUAAUUUUGUUAACAUUUAUAAAAAAAAAAAAAAGUCA